Molecule: messenger RNA, 1275 nt
Organism: Yamadazyma tenuis ATCC 10573
Lineage: Eukaryota; Fungi; Ascomycota; Pichiomycetes; Serinales; Debaryomycetaceae
Source: RefSeq, a predicted model, not a curated record
GAAAUUUGCAUAUUUCACGCGUGAAACGAUUGUAUAUAAGUUCAUAUUCUUUUUGCAGCUAUUAUAGGAGGUCUACAAAUGUCCGAACACCACCACGUUAUUUUCAAACUGUCGUUUUCUACCCUGAAACAGUUCAUUACUCACAGCCAACUAAUUGCACAUGCAGCUUGUUCCAAGCUGGAGGCUGUCGCAUGUUCAUUUUCUCGCGCAAUCGGGGUCGCCCCACGUCCAUAAUUAAUUUGUAUCUAUCUAUAUCACAUACUAGUUGAUAAUGACCGCUGUACCUCCAAUACCUUACAGUCCUAAAAAAGAACCCAAAGUCGAAUUUAUUCCAUUUGAUGGAUUGAAGUUCAAGACGGUCUUUUGGGAACAUACUGGUACCUAUAAGGGUAGAAUUCUUUUCGUGCACGGCUUUUCAGAGGACUCCCUCAUAUAUACUGAAUUUUUUGACAGAUUGUCCGACUUGGGAUUUGACAUCUUUUUCUUCGACCAAAGAGGAGCCGGAGAAACCUCUGAUACCAAGGAUAUCGGAAAGACCAAUGAAGCUCAUACUUUCAACGAUUUGGACUUCAUGAUCAAAAAGAACCUUGAAAUCACCCCCCACAAAGAUGACAAAUUGAUUUUGAUGGGCCAUUCCAUGGGAGGAGGAAUCAUAUUGAACUAUGGUAUCAGAGGAAAGUAUAAGGAAUACGUCAAAACCAUCAUUGCCACUGCACCAGAGGUGUUACUUCAUCCUUCGACAUCUCCCAACUUUAUAUUGAAAGGAUUUGGAACUUUUGCCAGCAAGUAUCUCCCUAAUGUAAGAAUCGAUGCAGGAUUGAACUACGAUUAUAUCACGUCUAACGAAAAGUGGAUCAAGUACAUUAAAGGACAUAACAAGAAGUUUUGGAUCACUGGACCUUUAUUCAUGGGUAUGUUAGAAAGAGGUGAAGCUUUGACUAAAAGCCAUUAUGUGGCCAAAUUUGACCCCGAUAUCUCUUUGUUGGUGUUCCACAGUAAGAAUGAUCACGUUAACUGGUAUGAGGGUACCAAAAAGUUUUAUGAUUUAUUGAAUGAUAACGUGCACAAGGAAUUGGUGUCCUUCGAUGAUGCUCAACACAGUCUUUGUAUUGAAGUGGACAAGUAUGUUGAUCAAUUAUUAGAGAAGAUUGUAGAAUUCACAUCAAAGUAAAUGCUUGUGUGCUUAAGGUGUGUUCAUAUAGUUUGAUGUUUAUUUAAAUUGAUGUUUCCCUCUAAGUGCAUACAUUAACCCGAAGUGGCUGCGACAGUUCUUCC